AUGGCAGACGCAGAAGAAAAGGAGCGCCAGAAGCAGGAGAAGCUUGCUGCCGCAAGGAAGCGCGUCGAGCAAAUGAAGAAGAAGAAGAAGAAGGAUGCGUCUUCCACAAAGGCAGAGCCCAAGGGUGAUGCAGAGGCGUCUGCCCCCGACACCGUCGAAGACACCCCGGAGCAGAGCCAGGAGGCUCAACCAGAUGAUAAUGCCGCCGACGACAACAAGGCUACCGAAGAUGACAAGGCUACCGAGGAACCUAAUGUCGAAGAAGAGCCCAAGGUUGAGGAGGAGCCCAAGGCCGAAGAAGAACAAACAGAAAAGGCCGUCGAGUCGCCGCCCUCCGACACACCAUCCCUUGCGCAACAAUCAAAGCUCAGGUCCACCUCUUUCCGCGCCGGCUCGAUUGUAGGCCCGGGGCCAAUGUCACCUGGGCCAUUCAGCCCCGAGGGUGACACGCUUCCUGACAUCUAUAGAAAGCAUGUGGCUAGAAUAGAAGAGCUGGAGAAGGAGAACAAGAGACUCACCAAGGACGUAACCGACUCGGAGAAGAGGUGGAAGAAGGCAGAGGAAGAGUUGGCUGAUCUGCGUGAAUCUGACGGCAAAGACAGCAAAGAUGGCCAAACAGAGAAGCUGAAAGAGGAGAUUGCGUCUUUACAGCGUCAAAAUUCUCAGCUACAGCAGCAAGUGUCACGCACCUCUGGUCACGCACAUCGUCAAUCAGUGUCAAUAAACGCUUCCCCUCCGUCAUUGCAAGCCGAACUGCAGGCCAAAUCAACCCAGAUUGAGCACAUGGAGGGUGAAAUAUCAAAGCUCAAGGCUCUCGUCGAGCGCCAGGAGAGCGGGGCGUCUUCAGAAAAGGAGCAGAUAACCGCACUGGAAGACAAGGUUGCCCGCGCUGAAGCCGCAGCAGGCAAAGCUCAGCGUGAACUGCAAGACUUGAAGAAGAACCUUGAGCGAACCACCGAGAAGGCUGUCCGCGAAGGCAGCGAGCGAACCAGUGCUGAGACAAAGGCGAAGACACUGGAACGUGAACUAGAUGAAGCAAACAAAGCAAAGGAGGAAUUGGAGAAGAAGGCUGAGGCGCUUGAGAAAAAGGUCACAACGCUGACUACUCUGCAUAAAGAGCAGGACGCACGGUCACAAACCCUGAGGAAAGACAAGGAGAAGGCAGAAAGUGAGGCUCAGGAACUGCGGUCCAGGGUUGAAAAGCUAGAGAGCGAAAACGCCAAACUUGCAAGCCGCAAGUCGGCAGAUGGCGGUGGUGGCCUUGACGACGAGGGCGUUGAUGAACUCGAGGAUGAGGGCAGACUCAAGCUCGAGAAAAAGAUUCGUAGCCUCGAGGCGGAGAUUCACGAGCUUCGCAGCGGCGCUUGGAUCGAGAGACGACGCGAGAUGGAAGCCACCAGUCCCGGGUUCGACGACGUGGAUCUCUCAGGCAACAACCACCCUCCCGCGCACAAGAAGGGAUCAACGGGUGGCAUUGGCGACUUUAUCGCACAUGGCCUGAAUGCCCUGGCAGGAGGCGGCGAUGACGAUCUGCUGGCUGAUGACGAUGUGGAGUUUGACGAAGAAGCUUUCAGAAAGGCCCACGAGGAAGAGGCGAAGAGGCGGAUAGAAAGAAUCAAGGAGAUUAAGCGGUCGCUGAAACACUGGGAGGGAUGGAGGCUGGACGUUGUGGAUGUGCGGAGAGGUGGAGGGCAAGGGAUUGGAGAUAUUUUUGACAUUUAGUCACUGGGUGAUGCCUCAGAUUCAAGAAUACAAAUAAAUAAAGACAGUUUAUUUC
Messenger RNA from Trichoderma virens Gv29-8, 1777 nucleotides. RefSeq lists its product as uncharacterized. Lineage: Eukaryota; Fungi; Ascomycota; Sordariomycetes; Hypocreales; Hypocreaceae. The transcript is spliced from 3 exons. The coding region runs from base 1 to 1722 and encodes 573 amino acids. The record is from RefSeq and is a predicted model, not a curated record.